GGCGUUUCCCUAGUAAAGGUGAGAAUGGGAUUGUUUUCUUUUAAAUUUAAUUUGCUUGAACAGAACAUAUUCUCUGCAGAUUCUGGUUGUGCAUUUGUCCAUCGAUAUAACGCUUUGGGUAAAGCAUGGGAAGCAAGUUAUUCCCAGCAGUACAAAUGGGGCGGCUGUUGUGAAUCCAAAUGACUUCAUCCCCUAAACUCCGCCCCACACUACUCACCACUUUCUUUGCAUAUAUAUAUAUAUAUAUAUGUAUAUAUACCCUCUCACUCUCUCCCUCAAACUCACAAACCUUCACCAAGUUGUCUGGGACUUUGCCGUUAUUUAAAAGAAGAAAAAACAAUGUCGGAUUGGGGACCUGUUUUUGUGGCAAUGGUGUUGUUCGUGCUGCUAACCCCAGGGCUGUUGUUUCAGGUUCCAGGGCACCAUAGGUGCGUGGAGUUUGGGAAUUUUAAGACAAGUGGUGCUUCGGUUCUGAUCCAUUCUCUGCUGUAUUUUGGGCUCAUUUGUGUCUUCUUGCUUGCUGUUAAGGUUCACUUGUAUCUAGGUUGAUCAUGCAUUAUCUGAUUCAGGAUGUUAGGAAGUAUUUAUAAACUUGUUCUGCUUGCUUCGUGUUCUAA
This is a messenger RNA of Gossypium raimondii (Peruvian cotton), 617 nucleotides long. RefSeq lists its product as uncharacterized. The record is from RefSeq and is a predicted model, not a curated record. NCBI's taxonomy places the organism in Eukaryota, Viridiplantae, Streptophyta, Magnoliopsida, Malvales, Malvaceae. The transcript has a single exon. The coding region runs from base 340 to 549 and encodes 69 amino acids.